UCUGGCAAUGGUAACACAACGCGGAAACCACUACUAGCUACUAGUAGUAUUGUACACACCUCAAGCCCAAAUGCUCACAACAAAGGCCCGGAGGGCCCAUCAUAUUGAUUGCGAAAAGUAGAUGAAGUAGCUAUAAGGGAUAACUCCUGGCUACCUAGUAGAUUAGAAUAGAGGGGCCACUUUUGCCUUGGUUGUACCGGUAUCGGUAUCAAAAGAUGAGCCACAGAAACGAGUCCAAGGUUUCUUUUGCGUCUGAGUCGACGCCACUUGUCGGCCAGACCAAUGGUACCGACGACACAGAAGAAAAGAAACGUUGGGGAUUCCUGCCAUGGACGAAGAGAGAGAAGAAAGCCCCAAGUAGACAAAGUCGUCGGAGGCGAAGAUUCACCCAGAGCGAUAGCAUCAUUAAAAAUGGUCGCUUCCGUCCUGUCUCGGAGCCAGCUCCACGGGAUUUGUCGCAAUCCCAAAUCCAGGACCUAAUGGAGUCAUUUGCCCAUGAGGAUAGUGACGAAGAGAAAACUUGGGCGCGGUUAUCGGUAGAAAAGUGGCUACAAAAGCAAUCAUGGUACUUUCCUCGAAAGGACGUGGAAAAGGCGCCGUCCCUUUCCGAAGCAUGGGCCUUCUUUGAACACAUGACAUUGCCCCGAUACCAGUGGUUCGCGGCGGAUCACGUCUAUCGGAUAGCUGAUCCAGGUGAAACCGAUAAGACUGCCUUGUUCCAACCCAGAACCAUGCCAGAUUAUUGCUUUCUCCAGUGGGGUCUUGGCGUAGACCAGUACUUUGGAAUGUUGAAGUACCUCUCGCUCAUGUUUCUCGUUUGUGCCAUCCUGAACAUUCCAAACAUGAUGUACUACGCCAGUCCCACCUAUUCGACUGGAAAGGAGCAUUUACCUUGGUCCUUGCGAGCAUCUGCCAUUUGUACCAGAACCAAAUGGGUGGUCUGUGCCGAUUGCACUGCCGAUCAUUGGUCCUGGGCAGAGGAAGGAAGCACUUUUGCUACUGCCCCGGAUGGAACAGUCUUGGUGCAGCGAAAUGAUUGUGGAGGCCGCAUGAUUAUGGAUGGUAUUUUGGAUUAUGCAACGUUUGUGUUUGUGGCCGUUUUCAUGACACUCCUAGCAGUCUACAUGCAUGCCAGAGAGAUAUGUUUUGAUGAAGAUCGGUUGACAGCCGAUGACUACACCAUCGAAGUUCUCAAUCCACCUCCUGAUGCGAAUGAUCCUGUUGAAUGGAGAGACUUCUUUACUGAAUUUGCCCUAAAACAAGUCACAAUGGUGACGGUUGCUCUGGAUAACGAUGAACUCCUGCGGGCUCUCGUCGAGCGUCGCGAGAAAAUGGAUGAACUGCAGAAGCUACUACCAGGUGAAGUCAAUCUUGAAGACGAAGCAUGCGUGCAAGAAUCAUUGGCAACCAUGAUGGCGGAGCGAGAAAGUGCCACCAGGAGCGGCUCAUCCAAGCUGUUUGAAAAGUUUCUCCGGGGCGCUGGUCUGCUUAUCGACCCAGAGGCCGCAGUGCAGAAAGUCACAGAUCUCACCGAAAAGGUCAAAAGGCUUCAGCUGAAACACUACAACGUCGCAAGUAUCUUUGUGACCUUUGAAACGGAGGAAGGCCAACGACAAGCCUUGGCGGCUCUUUCGCAUGAACCUUCUCGACUGGUGGAGGCAAUGAAGUUUCCAAACAAGACGAUCCCAACGUUUCGAGGGGAUACAUUGCGAGUUGACAGGGCCGUCGAUCCCAGCAGUGUCAAAUGGCUGGAUCUGGGUAUGCGAAAAGGAGGCACCGCACUGGUCAUGACAGCGAACCUUAUCGUCACAAUAAUCGUCAUCCUGUAUGCCGCAUGGUGCGAAAACUCCGCAAGAAAGAAACACGGCCCUUAUGCUGCCGGUAUUCUUGUGUCAAUCUUCAAUACGGCAGUUCCCAUUGUUGUGGAGUCUCUGAUGUACUUUGAACGUCAUCGAACUGAAGGUUCAUGGCAGAUAUCAUACUUCUGCAAGCUCACUCUCUUUCGCUGGGUGAAUACGAGCGUCAUCAUGAAGGUGUUCACGCCGUUGGUUUCGAACUUGAGUGAUUCAGCCGACGAUGUCCUACCUGGAAUGCAAGCGGUGCUGGUUUCGGAGCUAUUGGUGACGCCCUUUACGAGUUAUUUGGAUAUCGGAGGAAACUUUGCUAGGCAUGUCAUUGCGCCCAGGGCAUUGACGCAGUCUGAAAUGAAUCGAAACUUUCUGGGAACUCCCUACCGGCUGGGCGAACGGUUCACGGCACUGGCAAAUAUCCUCUUCGUUUGCUUCUUUUACUCGGCACUAUAUCCUGCAGUUUUCCUCUUUGGGUUUGCGAUUCUGGUGGUUCAAUAUUACACUGACAAGUACCUUUUAGUCAGAGUGUGGAGACAAUCAGCUGCCAUUGGCCCCCGUCUGGCAAGAAUCAGUCGACGGUACUUCUUCAAUCUUGCGAUGGUAGUUUUCAUCGUAUCAUCCGCCUAUUCAUGGGCACAGUUUCCAUACGACAAUGUUUGUGACAAGGUGGGCGAUACUGAACGUGUGUUGCAAAAGACCUUCGAGAAUGUUUCUUUCUUGAAUGGAACAGUCGACACAAUAACAAUAGACCAAGACACUCCAGUCUAUUUCUGCAGCCAGGACAUUCAAGAUUUUGAUGCUGCGUUCCCUUUCCCGCCAACACCGGGCAUACAACCAGAGGGCCUGAAAUGGAUGACAGAAGCUCAAGAGAGAAUUUGUACCGUGUUCGGUUGGACCUCGCUGGCCGUUUCAGUUGCCUAUGUCAUUUACUUCCUAAAGGAGAUUCGAUUGUUUGUGUCUUCUCUCAUGCGACCAACCUACAAGCCGACCCUUGCCAAAAGUCAAAGGAUUGACUUUAGUUCCAACGAAAGGAUGGUGGCAUACAUUCCCCAGAUCAAAGUUGAGUCACUGAUGUACCCACUUCUAGCAUGCGACGUGGACGGGAUUGACCAGGAUAUGAUUGGAUGGUCAGAUCCCAGACAUAGUUACGACAGGCACAACCUCAUCUUUGACGUGCCCCGAAUCAAUCAACGGAGGCGCAUGACGAUAUCUAUCACCCCCGAUCAAAUCGAGGACAACAACGGUGGAAAGAAAUCCUCGUCAGCAAACAACGCCGGAGAGCGACCGAUUUUCAGCAUUGUAAAGCACUAUCCUCCUGAGUGGCAGCUUCGCAUGAAGAUUGAAAGCGAUAUGAUCGGAACGGCGUAUUCGGAGAGCUUUGAAAGUAGUAACCAAUCCUGGCAGCCCCUGUGCUAGCUAGCUAGCUAGGUGGGGCUUGGACUCCAAUACACAACUGGUACCAGGUACUUUGAUCGGUAUCAAGGCCAUAGGAAGCUAAUGCUAGUGUAUACUCUGAAGC
Seminavis robusta is the source of this 3369-nucleotide messenger RNA. Lineage: Eukaryota; Bacillariophyta; Bacillariophyceae; Naviculales; Naviculaceae. The record is from the annotation of a GenBank genome assembly.